GUACGUUGUGGCCCACCAACUCAGGUCAUUACAGUUCCAUGACAACCAUGAGAGGAUUGUUCCUGGUGUGUGUAGCAGCGGUGCUGCUGCCAUCAGUCAGAGGCAAUUCAUCUGGGGCCAAUGUUGGAGCAUGUUCCAGCAUGGUGCCUUCACAUGGCGGAGCUACUACCCAAAGCUUUCCCUCCCCCUUCACAAUAACACCAAAUUCUAAUUCCUACACCCCUGGCAAAAGGAUUGAUGUGACGCUGGCAGGUAUAUGUGGGCGGCCAUUCAAAGGGUUCCUGGUGCAGGCAAGACAAGCAUCUGAUUCAACAUCAACUGUAUCGGUGGGAACGUUUGCUCCAUCUGACAACCGUGCUCAGACAAGGUGUCCUUCUAAUCCAUCCAUUACCCAUGUCAGCGGUGACUUGAAAAGUUCAAUAACAUUCAGUUGGACUGCACCAUCUACAGCUCAAGGGCAUCUUGUGUUUGUAGCAACAUUUGUUGAGAGCUAUUCAACCUUCUGGGCUAAACAAAUGUCUGUGGUAAUUCGAGAUGAAUCUCUGUCCAACCCACCUCCCAGCUAUCCUAAUGUCCCGUCUCCAGUGACAAAUUCUUCAGUAUGUCCUACCACGACUCCAGCACCUCCUACAACACAGGUACAGUCCUUGGAGUGAGUGAGUGAGUGAGUUUAG
Molecule: messenger RNA, 674 nt
Organism: Haliotis rubra (blacklip abalone)
Lineage: Eukaryota; Metazoa; Mollusca; Gastropoda; Lepetellida; Haliotidae
Product: putative defense protein 2
Exons: 5
Coding region: 39-656 (205 amino acids)
Molecular function (GO): oxidoreductase activity, acting on metal ions
Source: RefSeq, a predicted model, not a curated record